Molecule: messenger RNA, 2670 nt
Organism: Talaromyces stipitatus ATCC 10500
Lineage: Eukaryota; Fungi; Ascomycota; Eurotiomycetes; Eurotiales; Trichocomaceae
Product: RhoGAP and Fes/CIP4 domain protein
Exons: 5
Coding region: 1-2670 (889 amino acids)
Biological process (GO): cytoskeleton organization; small GTPase-mediated signal transduction
Cellular component (GO): plasma membrane; division septum; cell division site
Molecular function (GO): GTPase activator activity
Source: RefSeq, a predicted model, not a curated record
AUGCCAGGCUUCGCAGACUCGUUCUGGACGCCUGACUAUGCCUCUGGCUUGGGUAUUUUGUAUUCGAAGCUUCAACAGGGCAUUGCCGAGAACAGACAGAUCCUGAUACUUGCGAAUCUGCGAGCCGAUGCUGAAGAGGCGUAUAGUACACGGCUGGGAGAUAUCACUCCUGCUGUGGAUCGGAUAACUACUGGCUUUUCGAAAGAUGAGGGAGCUAGUGUGAGGAAGGCUUACGAUGGAAUUCGCGGCGAAAUGAUCGAAGCGUCCAAAAAUCACCAAAAAAUCGCAUCCAACAUUCGCGAACUCGUCGUCAAUCCUUUUAGUCGCUGGUGCGAUCAGCACGCCGCUCGAGUCCAGAGCUCGCACGAUGAUCUACAAGCGCGUAUCAAGGAUCACAUGAAACAGACGGAACUGGUGAAGAAGCUGCGCAGUCAAUACUUCAACAAGUGCCGUCUUGUCGAGGACCUGGAGGAGGAAAAUAAGCUUGCUUUCCAGAGCCCCGAGGCUACUAGUCCCAAAGGCAAACCGCCAGCACCUAAAAUCGUCUUGACGGAUCCACAGGAGUCGGAUGAACCUGAAAUUUUCGAUUUGGGCGACAAGUCUUACAGCAUCGAUGAAAUUAAGAAGAUCUUGACCGAUAUGCUCAAUACAAUCAAGAUUGGAGAAGUCAAAGUGCCAAUCCUCGGCACGUACCAGAACACCUCGACGGGUGCCGAUAUAGUCGAGUACUUGCAGCAGAAAAUGGAGGCUUCUAGUAUCAGUCACGCUGAGCGGAUUGGUCAGGAUAUGGUGGAUCUUGGAUUCUUGCGUUUGAUCGGAAAUAUGGGAAGCACAUUUGCCAACAGCAGCCGUAUGAACUACCAAUGGAGAUCGAAGGUUUUCCAGCUCACUGGAAUGCCGGAAAACAAGAAACCUUUACUCCGCAUGACAUCGCUUAUGUCUAAUGAUGAAGCGGCUGGAUCGCCGACGAUGUCAAGUGUUUCGGAAAUGCUCUCUGGUUGGAAUCCUCUGAACAACCCGUAUCCGGACGAAACCCCUGCUGAAAAGCUUCAUCGCGAGGCUCGUGAAACAGACGAGCGCUACAAAACUGCUGUCAUCAAGCUGGAUCAGAUACGGUGCAUUCUUGAAGAGGAGAUUAUUGAUCACUUGCGGUUCAUGGAGCGAUGCGAACUUGAUCGUCUGAAAGCAAUCAAGUCUGUGGUACUGGAUUUCUCUGGUGCCAUCAGCAAUGUUAUUCCGGGUUUGCAGAGCACGGUGGACCACAUGAUGUUGUACCAAGAGACCAUUCAACCGUUAGGGGAUUUGAGGUACUUGCUUGAGAAUUACCGUACAGGAGGAUUUGCUCCGAAGGUGCAGCCCUAUGAGAACUAUUAUGGUUCUGUGGGAGAUCAAGUAUUCGGUGUCGACUUGGAGGCCAGGGCUAGAGCUGAUCGGAAGCGAGUCCCUGUUAUUGUAACCAAUAUACUGACAUUCCUCGACAACCACUACCCUGAUCUUGAAGGCGACGACGCACGACGAGCCAUCUGGUUGCAUGACGUUCCUCUUGCAGCCACCCACCAUCUCCGACAGGCUCUGAAUAACAGCGCCGGAGACCAUCGUGCAAUUCUUGAAAAAUAUGAGAUACCCAUUGUUGCUAGCGUUCUAAAGUUAUACCUCCUUGAACUUCCUGAUUCCCUUGUUUCAUCGCAAGUUUACGAAAUCGUCAAAACAAUAUAUUCCGCCACGGCCAACGAAACUUCUGAAGAAGGCAGAAUCAAAGUGUUACAAAGCACACUUGGCCAGCUCCGACUUAACAAUAUAGCUACGCUUGAUGCUCUCAUGACUCACUUCACACGGUUAAUCGACCUGACCUCGGCUGAUGAGACAUAUAUCGCUGCUUUGGCUCAAACACUGGCACCAUGCAUUCUUCGACCUCGCCUCGAGAAUACCCUGACUCUCAAUGAACGCCACAGCUAUCGCUUGAUACGCGACCUGUUCGAUCACAAGGACGCUAUCUUUGGUGAGCUCAAGCGCCAAUCCAGCGCUAGCAGUACUCUAGGAGCCGGUGCUGGUUCUGCUCGUCCACGCGCAAUCAGCACCGACGAAAGCAACCGAAGAGCUGCCGUCGAGGCUCGAAACCGUGCAAUCGCUAGCCGCAGUCGAGCCACCAGCCCAGCUCCCGGUGCUCGACACCGCCGUGACCGAUCCACUGACGGAUCACAGGGAUCAGGCCGCUUCCCUAUCAACGUCGGUAGUCCACAUGGAUCAGAGCGUCGAAACCCACGUCAAAGUCUCGAUGUUCCAUCAUCAACCGAUCUACACGUCGCCACGGAAUCUAAACCUGCCGAAGAAAAGGACGUUCCUAAUGGCGCAGCGGAAGAGCAUAACGAAAAGCCGGCAGAAGUCUCGGCCACUAUUACUGAUUUCUCUGAUCCUGUCCCUGUUCCAGAAGCUGCUGAUGACGCCAGCGAAGAACAGACCAACAAUAUCAAUAGCUCAGAAGGUUCGCCCACACCCACGGCUAGUGUGGCACCUAUCGAGAAACGAGACUCCUUGACUCGCGGCCGACAUGUUCGUCGUGCGGGCGGUAGCCAUCCCCCAAGCGACAUCACUAAACGGACAAGUCUCGUCGCCGACGGCGAAUUAAAAGGCGUCACGCUAGAAGACAAGCCGAUGGAAGAUUUCGCUUGA